GGCUGUCCAGGCCGGUGCAUCUCCAUGACAACAUCAGAGGAGGAGGGUGUCGUUCCACAACGCUGCAGAACGUGAAGGGCAGGGAUGGCAGAAACUGUAGAUGGUAAAAAAGAAGAGGCAGACUACAAAAGACUACACAGCUUUCCUCUCAUCAGGCACACAGACAUGCCUGAAGAGAUGCGAGUGGAGACCAUGGAGCUGUGUGUCACAGCCUGCGAGAAAUUUGCCACCAACAAUGAGAAUGCUGCCAGGAUGAUUAAGGAGUCCAUGGAUAAGAAGUUUGGCAGUUCGUGGCAUGUGGUCAUUGGUGAAGGUUUUGGGUUCGAGGUGACUCAUGAAGUCAAGAACCUGCUGUACAUGUUCUUCGGGGGAAGUCUUGCUGUGUGUGUGUGGAAAUGUUCCUGAUGUCGUCUCCUGGCCACACAGUUGCCACUGUGGGGUAUUUAUACUCGCAGGCCUGUCUUAACUAUGCAGCCCUAUACUUGAUGUGUGUGUCCAGCCGUGUGAAAAGGUGCAUGAGGGGUACAGAGAAAGAAGGAUCCACAUUCCUGGGCACAUCUGCUCUCAACAGAUCACUCUUUCUCAGGUUUUAAUUCGAAUUUUCAUGAUUGCAAUUGACAUCUUUAUUCACUAUGCAUGAUUCAUAUAUGCUUAUUCUUCCAAAGAAAGAAGUGUUUCAUAGUGAAUUUAAUUCCUUUUGUGUUUUGAAUUAAACUACAUGGCAAAUAACCUCUGCGAAAUGAUCUCCAGAUAGGAUUGUCUGUGUGAGUUUUGUAAAUAGUGAAAUGCCGAAUCUAUGCUUGAAAUCCCAGACAUUCUAUGACAAUAAUUGUAAUUUAUUCUUACUGGGUUGCUCUGCCACCUGUUUCAGAUGAUUCUGUCUAUUUCUUUUUCAUUCUCACCUUGGGAAUAUGCUCUUUCUGUUCUCUCCCUUUACACAACCAGCAAUUCCAAGAGUGAAUUCUACACAAUGUCAAGUUUACAGAUUUUAACAUUUGAUUUCUAAAGGUUCUGUAGUUGUGCAAUCUAAACCUUGUAUUGUUCUUUUUUUAGCCAUGAGAUUCAUAUCUACUGAAACUUGUAUUUUACUGUAACCGUUUUACGCAUUGCAAAAUAUGACUGUGCUAGAAUGAACAAUUACUCAUCUUCAGCCAUAUUCAGCUGGUAACUGUUUUCCAGGUGCUGCUUGGUGAUUUUAUGGCACAUAGAACAGUUUUUUUCCUACCUCCAGAAUAUUUCUUGCCAAAUUACCUGACAAACCUCCAAGGAUGAGUAGUAAUUAAAUUGCAGUCUGAUUCUACAGUACAUGUCUUUACAGAAUAUGCCUUUUUUAACCACUGAUAAGUAUGAUAAACUUAUCAUUUAAUGCUGUAAUAACUAUUUGGUUUACAGAAGCAUGUUUGAAAUGAUUAACAUGAAUACAAUUACAUCGUCACUCCUUCCUAGCGAACACACUCAUAAGAAGAAAUCAAUUCUUGGGUUGUAAGGAGUAGAUACCGUAUGCUACCACAGUUAAAUGGAUGUUAUGUUAGGAAUAUGGUCAUUAUCAUUGGUUAUUUCCAGCUAAAUACAGAAGGAACAUGCCAAUAUUUGUGAACACUGUCCUAAAAAACAUUUGAAUAGUACUUUUGACCUUAUCUGUGCAAUUCUGUUUGUUUUCAUCAGAAUGUUUCGUCCUAAUGUUCCAGCAAUGCUGAAAUUGUAAAAGGCCUUAAAAGUUAUGUUUUUUAUGAUUCUGAACUUUCUGUGCAAUAAUUCCUCUGUUUGGAGAAAUAAACUUUAAG
Messenger RNA from Triplophysa rosa, 1784 nucleotides. It is a transcript of the gene dnal4a, whose product is annotated as dynein, axonemal, light chain 4a. The coding region runs from base 85 to 405 and encodes 106 amino acids. Lineage: Eukaryota; Metazoa; Chordata; Actinopteri; Cypriniformes; Nemacheilidae. The transcript is spliced from 4 exons. Gene Ontology annotation, cellular component: dynein complex. Gene Ontology annotation, biological process: microtubule-based process. The record is from RefSeq and is a predicted model, not a curated record. Gene Ontology annotation, molecular function: dynein intermediate chain binding; dynein light intermediate chain binding.